This is a messenger RNA of Sclerotinia borealis F-4128, 351 nucleotides long. Lineage: Eukaryota; Fungi; Ascomycota; Leotiomycetes; Helotiales; Sclerotiniaceae. The record is from the annotation of a GenBank genome assembly.
AUGUCCGACGCCUCAGAUCAGAAGCUUUUACAAGCCGUCUUUAAGCAAGUGGACCUUGCGAAUGUCAAGCUUGACUUCGAGCUUCUUGCCAAGGACCUCGGAAUUAACACGGGCAAAGACCCCAAGGGAGCCGCCAGCAAGCGAUGGUCUAGAUACAAGGAGAAGAGUGGUCUUGUUUUGGGAAAAUCUACCAAGGACAAAUCCACAUCUAUUGUCAAUGCCAAGUCCAAUGCCAAGUCUGAGGGAAACGUUGGAGAUGGAUAUCAGACGGCGGACAAGGGAACCAAUCCAAAGAGUUCAUCUAAGAAAAGAAAGUUUGUUAAGGAAGAGAGCGAGGAUGAGGAGCAUUAG